This is a messenger RNA of Oreochromis niloticus (Nile tilapia), 1788 nucleotides long. RefSeq names its product zinc finger BED domain-containing protein 1. NCBI's taxonomy places the organism in Eukaryota, Metazoa, Chordata, Actinopteri, Cichliformes, Cichlidae. The record is from RefSeq and is a predicted model, not a curated record. The transcript is spliced from 3 exons. Gene Ontology annotation, molecular function: protein dimerization activity; DNA binding. The coding region runs from base 1 to 1788 and encodes 595 amino acids.
AUGGAGGCGCAUCUGAGAGUUGUUGGCCCAAUGAACGGGAAAUUUGUAUUUCAUAAACGCCCCGACGGCACCAUUGACAAAGGUAAAGUGGUCUGCCUAGAGUGUAAGAAGGAGUUUGCUUACCACCGAAGCAGCUCAAGUUUGGCCUAUCACCUCAACGCAAAGCACCCAGCCGCGAGUGCAGCAACAGCUAGCAGUGAAGACGUUAGCAAUAUAGCAAGCCAGAGCAAAGCUUUUCGCCAAACAAAACUAGAGAAUACCCCUCGUAUGAGCAAGUCUGCAACCGACAGGCUGACUAAUGUUAUUGCCAAGUGGAUAGCGAUGAACUGUAGGCCGAUAAAUAUAGUAGAGGACGAAGGAUUGACAGAGGUGUUGCAAAUUGCGUCCAAUGACCCGUCAUACAAGCCGCCGUGCAGGACUACAGUAACGACCAAAAUCAGCAAAAUGUACGACGGCGAAAAGAAAAACAAACUUGAGAUUUUGGCGGAGGAUUCUCCCAACUGUGUUGCUAUAACCGGAGAUCACUGGACCUCAGCUGGCAACCACAGCUAUUUUGGGGUGACUGGACACUUUAUUGAUAGUGAGUGGAACCUCAACUCAUUUGCACUGACCGUCAUGAGAACAGAAACCAGGCACUUUGCUGAUAAAUGCGCCGAACAGUUCCUCAAGGUAGCAAAUGACUGGGGUAUUGAAAACAAGAUAUCCACCAUUGGCACAGACAGCGCAGCAAACAUGCUGGCUGCUAUGAGAGCACUUCCAUAUGAGCACAUCGCCUGCAAUGCUCACAUUCUCCAGAGGACCAUCACGGUAUGUCUCGAUAGCAGUGGUUUUGUCGGUGUACUGGCAAAGUGCCGCAAGAUUGUUGGUCAUUUUAAACAAAGCCCUGCGAGUACCACAGAACUUAACCAACAACAAGUAGCACUCGGAAAGAAGAGCGAUCAACUUAUACAGGAUGUACCCACCAGGUGGAACUCGACUCUCGCAAUGGUCUCACGCCUCCUAUGUAACCGAGAGGCUGUCCAGGCUACGUUGGACCAACAGAACCACAGGUUGGUCUUGCCAACCGAAGCUGAGUGGGCGAAACUGCAGAGGCUGGAGCUCCUGCUUGAACCAUGCAAGUAUGUGACAGAGCUGCUGGGUGGUGAGGCCUACGUCUCUUGCUCUGUAGUGCUGCCUGCUUUUCGCCAUCUGUACCGUGUCAUGGACAUUACUGAUGAUGAUCCUGCCUAUGUGGUGAAGUUCAAGAAUGCCUUCCAGAAGGAUCUGGCAGCACGACGAGCUAAUGGCAACGAGAUAUGGUUCGAGGUGGCCACAGCAUUGGAUCCACGGUUUAAGGAUUUGAAAUGUCUUCCAAGAGAAAAGAGGGAACAGGUGUGGACCAUUCUGGAGAAUAUGCUCCAGGCAGCAGAGCCCAGAAGAGCAGAUAGUCUCCAGCCCUCCACAGAGGAUGAUGGACCAGCUCAGAAGAAGAGGAGGAGCGAACUCCUUCUGGGGUCUGACUCUGACUCAGAAGAUGGAAUUGAGUCUGGAGAGCUGCAGCGCUACAGAGCAGAACCCAGCAUCAGUAUUGAUGACUGUCCCCUGCAGUGGUGGUAUGCUCACUCAGGAGUCUAUGAAAAGCUGUCAGUCCUAGCACAAAAGUACCUGGCCUCCCCAGCUACCUCUGUACCCUGUGAGAGACUCUUUAGCCUUGCAGGCUACAUAGUGCAAAAGAAAAGGGCAGCCUUGCUUCCAGAAAAUGUUACCAGGCUGGUGUGUCUUAGCGACUGGCUGAGGAAGAAGAAAUGA